Zingiber officinale is the source of this 1299-nucleotide messenger RNA. RefSeq names its product ribosome-recycling factor, chloroplastic-like. The transcript has 12 exons. Gene Ontology annotation, molecular function: ribosomal large subunit binding. Bases 110 to 940 code for a protein of 276 amino acids. Gene Ontology annotation, cellular component: chloroplast. The record is from RefSeq and is a predicted model, not a curated record. Gene Ontology annotation, biological process: plastid translation. Lineage: Eukaryota; Viridiplantae; Streptophyta; Magnoliopsida; Zingiberales; Zingiberaceae.
CGACCCGAUCCGAUAGAGUGACGGCCGCGUGGCCGCUCUGCCCCCUUAUCCCCUGCCUUGUCGUAUCUCCAGACUCCAUAGUUCGCUCCCUCCUCGCCAUUAGCCUCCGAUGGCUCUUCGAUCCCUGUCUUCCUCCCGGUUCGUCUAUCCAAGCCUCAGAGCUCCUGGUCUCUCGCCAUCGCGAACCCUUUGCGUCAGAAUACCAGAAAAUGCCCAUAAUGGAAAUAUGUACACGCAUUUGUCCUCGUGGAGCUCAUCUUUUACCUAUUCAAUUUUAAAGGAGGGAACAACUGCAUUCUUUUGCAAGAAAUUGGGCAAUAAUAAACACUUAAAGAGAAGAAAAGGAAUCAUCAAGUGCGCAACCAUUGAAGAAAUCGAGGCUGAGAAAUCGGUGAUUGAGAAGGAUGCUAGAGAUAGGAUGGAGAGGACUAUUGAAACUGUCCGGACAAGUUUUAAUGCAGUGAGAACAGGAAGAGCAAAUCCUUCCAUGCUUGAUCGUGUUGAGGUUGAGUACUAUGGAACUCCUGUCAGCUUGAAGAGCAUUGCACAAAUCAGUACACCAGAUGGAAGCACUCUUCUUGUGCAGCCGUAUGACAAAUCUAGCUUAAAAACUAUUGAGAAGGCAAUAGUAAGUUCUGACAUCGGUUUAACACCAAACAAUGAUGGAGAGGUGAUACGACUAAGCAUCCCUCAAUUGACAUCUGAGCGAAGAAAGGAGUUAUCCAAAGUUGUUGCAAAACUCGCCGAGGAAGGAAAGGUUGCAAUAAGAAAUAUACGAAGAGAUGCAAAUAAAGCCUAUGAGAAACUUGAGAAAGAGAAGAAACUUUCAGAAGAUAAUGUUAAAGAUCUGUCAAGUGAUCUUCAAAAACUGACUGAUGACUACAUGAAGAAGGUUGACGCCAUUCAAAAACAGAAGGAAAAGGAACUGUUAACAGUAUAGCGCCGCGCCUUACAAACCAUGUGCAUCCAUUAACUUCUUUUGCUGGCAAUUGAUACUAGGACUUGAAGACCUACACUGCAUUUGCUGAAGGUUUCUACGGCGUAUGAUAGUGAAUUGUCUCUCUUGAGGUCUCACCUUGUUGAUAAAGCGCAUGGUCAGAAUGCAAGCGUCAAAGAAGUCCGUAAUUUUGUCUUCCUACCGGAUUUUAUUUUGCGUUUUUUGGUAGAUAUUUUUUUACUGUUGCUUGUUUCUAUAAAAGAUUCAAUGUGAUCCAUUAUGAACUCAGAAGGUCAGAGUGUAAGUCGAUGAAAUGGUCUUUUUAGAAUGCAAGAGCAAAUUCAACAUUUUUAGAAGGAUAA